This is a messenger RNA of Phialemonium atrogriseum, 848 nucleotides long. Its product is annotated as cytochrome b-c1 complex subunit 8. The record is from RefSeq and is a predicted model, not a curated record. The transcript has 4 exons. The coding region runs from base 140 to 460 and encodes 106 amino acids. Lineage: Eukaryota; Fungi; Ascomycota; Sordariomycetes; Cephalothecales; Cephalothecaceae. Gene Ontology annotation, biological process: mitochondrial electron transport, ubiquinol to cytochrome c.
GCUAACCCCUUUUGGGGAAGCUUGCUCGGCAUCUCGCUCGACUGAUUUCGACUUCAAACUUGGUCCUCUUCCGACUGAUUCCUAGAACCAAUUGCGCCAAUUGAGCCUCAACCCACAACGCCUUGAGCACCUCUGCAACAUGCGGCCUACCCAGAUUCUACGAUCCGGGGGCGAUGCCCCCCUGGGCAAAUACAACAAAUAUGUUGGAUAUUGGGGAGAAUUCGGUGGUCGACCACAGAAGGGAAUCAUCACCUACGGACUCAGUCCCAACCGGCAGAACCCGUUCGCCGGUGCGGCACACGACGCGAUUUUCAACACAUGGAGACGAGCCAGCGCCCAGGUGCUCUAUAUCGCUCCCCCCUUCAUCGCUGCCUAUUACCUCAUGAACUGGGCCACCGAGCGGAAUGAGUACCUCAACUCCAAGGCUGGACGUGCCGAGUUUGGCGGCGAGGCCGAGUAAAUGGAUGUGCAAGGGGAGUCAACAGGGGCGCUGUUCGAUGACGUUUGUCGCAUAGAUGACGAGACUUGUAUAUCAGUUGAUCACGGAGGCGGAAUUGCAAGUGAAUAGAUCUCAUAGCGUUCUCUGCUUGGCCGAGUGUUCCCAAAUUGUGAGAAGCUUCCUUCGACAGCGGGAGGGAGUAUAAAUCCAAUAUGUGCUCCGUCACCCGUGCCAUUUUCGAUAUGCAGUUACCCGGUAUGGAGAAAUUGUCCUAUCACGGCCUUUGUAUUUGGAAGCAAUGAUCAAAUCGCGACUCAAAAAUGGAACGCGUGAGAUUCCGACAAAUACUCAAACAACUCUUGGAAACGCUCGGUAGAUCUAGAGUCCAGAACCUUCAUGGAAUUAUAAC